CAGAUUCAGGUUCGGAUGUUAUUCCUUAUCAAGGACCACUCCAAUUUUUGGACCAGGAGGAAACAGUUAGUUCAACAUCAGAGCUUAUGGCUUUAAAUUCAGCAUCAAAGCACCAAAAGCAAAGAGCUACAGAUUUUGUAAUCAAGAAUGACAUCAUUUCAAGUACUGUUAAAGAUGUGGAAGUUCAGCAAUCUGGGAAUCAGGAUGGGAUUCGUGUUUGGGACAAGGUACACUAUUGUGUGUACUGCGAAAAAGGAUUCACCGAUAUAACUAAACAUUAUUUGGGAGUACAUUCAAAUGAAACAGAUGUGUAACAUAUCAAAUCUCAUCCUUUAAAGUCCACCAAUAGAAAACUUGCCCUAAUGAAGCUGAGAAACAGUGGUGAUUUUCAACACAAUUAUGAAGUGUUAAGAACACGCCAUGGAACUUUAGUAACUUUUACUAGAAAUUGGAAUGAAACUUCCGCAGACCAAUUUCUGCCUUGUCAAUAUUGUUUGGGAUUUUUCCUUAAAUCUUCUUUAUGGCGACACACCAAAAAUUGUCCGUUUGCUCCUGAAAGAAAAGAAAAAUACAGAAAAGUAUCAUCACAAUCCAUGCUGCUUCUUCCAACUAGCACAGAUGUUAGCGAAGGCCUAAGAGAAAAGGUAUUAAGCCGAAUGUCUGCUGAUGAAAUUAGUAUAGCAGCCAGGAAUGAUCCUAUUAUUGUGAGAGUUGGGGAAAAACUUUAUCAGAAACAUGGACACUUGACUCACCUCUAUACAUAUGUAAGUCAAAAGAUGAGAGAACUUGGAAGAUUACUGAUUUUACUUAGAGAAACUGACAAAGAUAUUAAUUCUCUAGAUGAUGCAAUCCAUCCAAAGAAGUACCCUGCUGUGGUAAAAUGUACAAAAACAUUAUGUGGCUUUCAAGAAAACUCAAAUUCAUACAAUAAUCCAUCCUUAGCACUGAAGUUGGGACAUUCUCUUAAAAAAUGUGCAAAAAUCAAAAAUUCCUUAGCCCUGAUUCAAGGAAAUGGAGAUUCAACCAAAGACGCAGAGGUAUUUUUCACUCUGUGUGAAAACGAAUGGACUGAUUCAGUCUCAAGCAGUGCAUUUCAGACGUUGGCAUCAAACAAAUUGAACAAAGGUCAUGGGUUACCUCUCGCAGAAGACAUCCAAAAAAUGCAAACUCUUCUGAAGGAAAAAACUGAAGAGCUUGUUAUUCAGCUACAAAAAUCAGUGAAGAAAUCUGUAUGGGAUGAGCUGAAUCAAGUGACAUUGGCCAGACUUGUGAUGUUUAACAGACGCAGAGGUGGAGAGUCAGAGAGAAUGACACUUGCGUCUUUCUGUGAAAAAAGGUCAAAGAGUGACUCACUAAAAGAAAUUGAAGAUUCCUUAAAACCACUUGAAAGAAUCCUCUGUAAAACCUUUUCAAGAGUUGAAAUUCGUGGAAAAAGAGGACGUAUGGUCCCAAUCUUAAUAACACCAGCACUAGAGAGGAGCAUAGUUUUGCUAAAUGAAACCAGGGAACAGGCUGGAGUAAGUAAAAGCAAUCCUUAUGUCUUUGCCAGGUCAGGCUUCAGUUCCCUUAACCCAAUCCGAAGCUCAGAUUGUCUUCGAAAGUUUGCUGAAGAAAGUGGGGUUAAAAACACUCGGAAUUUGACUAGUACAAAGCUGAGGAAACACGUUGCUACAGUAUCACAAAUUUUAAAUUUAGAGAAAAGUGACAUUGAAAUCAUGGCAGGUUUCCUUGGACAUGACAUUAGGGUGCACACAUCAUUUUACAGGCUCCCAAGCGAUACAUUACAGAUUGCAAGAAUGGGAACAAUUCUGACUGCUUUUGACAACGGAGAAAUUUCAAAAUACAGUGGAAAAUCUUUGGACCAAAUUGCCUGUGAAGACAUUAAACUUGGCAAUGAAGAAGGUGAAGAGGAUAUGAGCAGUAGUGGAGAGGAAAGUGAUGAAGACAAUUGUCACAGAGGAAAAAUGAGGAAGCUGAAUCCUCCAAAAGAAGCUGCAGAGAGUGAAUCUGACAGUGAAGAGGACAAUGAGAAUGCACAUGACAUGGCUAAGAAAGAAAGGGAACAUGGGAAAAAUACAAAAACAGGCUCCUCAAAGAAACCAGGAAGUGAUGACCAAUACAUGAAAGGGAAACCUAAAAGAGUGCCAAAUACACGGCAUCAGUGGACACAAGAUGAGAAAGCUGCCCUAUUGAGAAAGUUUAAGAAGCCUAUUUCUUUAGGAAAAACACCUGGCCAAUUGGAUUGCUUAAAUGCUAUUAGGCAAGAGACAUGUUUAGCCAAGUUCACUUGGAAACAAAUAAAGUUUGCUGUAAAAAAUAUCAUUACAUCUGAAAGAAGACAAGUGAAGAAAAUGACAAAACAGGUGUAGAUUUCUUUGCAAAGAAUGCAAAAAAUAUCUUCAAAGAGAUGUAACUGGAUAGGUGAUGUAAGAGAUGUAACUCAGAUGAUUUAAAAGAUGUAACUUAGAGAGAUGAUGUAACUUGGAUAUAUUACUUUAUUUUCAUUUCACUUGUACCAUAACUAUUUUCCCCCUUCCUGUCCUUAUUCUGUAAUGUUUUUUAAACUGAUUUUUUAAAUUUUGCCUAUUGUGUUUUGGUACAAGUUUGAUCAAAAUUGGGGAAACUUCCUUUGUAACUUCAUUAUAUUCAUUCCCGCGGAACUAAUUGGUAAUGCCAACUUGUUGCAACCCGUGAAAAACUUUCUUGCAAGCUGGUCUCUUGGAAGAGAUCUGCCAUGAAUAUGUGUUUGUCCAUCUUUCAUCCAUCUGUCCAUUUGUCACACUUUAUCUUUAGUUAAGUUUCAAAGAAAUUGUAGAAUAUACUUUUAUUGAAUUCCAUAUGCUGAUAGAUAUUGGUUAGUGUUAUUCAAUUGCAUGUUAACUUUCCUUUGGUCUUAACCUUACUUUUCUUGAAUUUGCAUUUAGUUCAGUAUAAAGAAACUUUAAGAUAUUUCUAGGAAAACUCAUACACUAAUACAUAUUGGUAAGAGCUAUUCAACUGUGUCAAAAAUUGUUGGUCUUGAGUUCACUGUUACUCAUUUUGUGUUUAACUUAGUUAUCAAGAUUUUUUUCUUCAAAUUAUAUAUUAGUAAGAGCUAUCCAACUGCAUCAAAAUUUUCUUUACCUUGACCUUCCGUAUGACCUUUACCUCACUAUUCCUUAAUUUGUAAUUAGCUCAUUUUCAAAAAAAGUAUUCCGGAUAUUUCUAUUAAAACUCAUACACUGGUACAUACUCAUGAGAAUUAUUCAAUUUAAUAUAAGUCUGACCUUAACCUUGCAAUUCGUCAUUUUGCAUUUACUUAAAGGAUGAACUUUAAACAAUUAAGUUAUUCCUUCUUUCAUCAUAUAUUACUAUAAGCUCAGACCAAAGAAGCAGGAUAUUAUUUUUUUGUUCAUUUUACAAUACAAAUGUACAUUGGGUGGGACAUUCAUGUCCUAUAGACAAGUUUCUAGUUCAUUGAUGUUUUAGAAAUGUGAAGCUUUUCGGCUUACCUCUGAUAAAAUACUUUGAAAUAGCCAUGGACUGAGAAACAAUAAAAUAAAGUUUAUUCUUAUA
This is a messenger RNA of Ostrea edulis (European flat oyster), 3555 nucleotides long. RefSeq lists its product as uncharacterized. The record is from RefSeq and is a predicted model, not a curated record. Lineage: Eukaryota; Metazoa; Mollusca; Bivalvia; Ostreida; Ostreidae. The transcript has 5 exons. Bases 363 to 2369 code for a protein of 668 amino acids.